AUGCAAUUCCCCAUGCAGUGCCCUGUGCAAUUCCCCAUACAAUUCCCGCUGCAACGCCCCGUUCCGAGCCCCGUCUCCACUUCUCCUCAGCACUUUCCCUCCCGUCCCAUCUCUCUUUCCACCCCCCUUCCUCUUCACCCAUCAAGCCCCACAUCCCCUUCCAUCUCCCUUGGAAAAGAGUCACAGCCCCCCUGGCCAAUCCAGCCCUUCCCACCCCCGAGAAGGAGCAGAGGAGCCUUCCUCCCCCGACCCCCGCCUCCUCCCCAGCCUCCCAUGGCUCUCCCUCCUCCCCCAGCCCCUUGUCGUCACUGUCACCGCUUGGAGCAGGAGCUCAGUCCCGGCCGGAGCCUCCAGCGGCUCAACAUCCCACCCCGGCACAGCGGAGGGACCGGGGAGGCUUUUGGGGACCCCCUCCUUCCUGUGCCUGCACCAGCCACCUGCCUGCAGGACCACCCUGGCAGCCACGCAGAGGAGCGGCUCUUCAAGCACCUCUUCACCGGCUACAACCGCUGGUCGCGGCCCGUGCCCAACACCUCCGACGUGGUCAUCGUCAGGUUCGGGCUCUCCAUUGCGCAGCUGAUCGACGUGGAUGAGAAGAACCAGAUGAUGACCACCAACGUCUGGCUGAAGCAGGAGUGGAGUGACUACAAGCUGCGCUGGGACCCGGCAGAGUUUGACAAUGUCACCUCCAUCCGGGUGCCCUCUGAGAUGAUUUGGAUCCCUGACCUUGUGCUCUACAACAAUGCUGAUGGGGAGUUUGCUGUGACCCACAUGACAAAGGCCCACCUUUUCUCCAAUGGGAAGGUGAAGUGGGUGCCACCCGCCAUCUACAAGAGCUCAUGCAGCAUCGACGUCACCUUCUUCCCAUUCGACCAGCAGAACUGCAAGAUGAAGUUUGGGUCCUGGACCUAUGACAAAGCUAAGAUCGACCUGGAGAACAUGGAGCACCAUGUGGACCUCAAGGAUUACUGGGAGAGUGGUGAGUGGGCCAUCAUAAAUGCCAUUGGCACCUAUAACUCCAAGAAGUAUGACUGCUGCUCCGAGAUCUACCCUGACAUCACCUUCUACUUCGUCAUCCGUCGCCUCCCACUCUUCUACACCAUCAAUCUCAUCAUACCUUGCCUGCUUAUCUCCUGCCUGACUGUACUGGUCUUCUACUUGCCCUCUGACUGUGGGGAGAAGAUCACCCUCUGCAUCUCCGUCCUGCUGUCUCUCACUGUCUUCCUGUUGCUCAUCACGGAAAUCAUCCCGUCCACCUCACUGGUCAUCCCUCUCAUCGGGGAGUAUCUCCUCUUCACCAUGAUCUUCGUCACGCUCUCCAUCAUCAUCACCGUGUUUGUCCUCAACGUCCACCACCGCUCCCCCAGCACCCACACCAUGCCCUGCUGGGUUCGGAGCUUCUUCCUCAACUUCAUCCCUCGUUGGCUCUUCAUGAAGCGACCUCCACCUCUGCCCCUCCCUGAGGGGACUGCGGGGCAGUACGACCUCCCAGGGACAAGACUCAGCACCUCCCGGUGUUGGCUGGAGACUGACGUGGAUGACAAGUGGGAGGAGGAGGAAGAGGAGGAAGAAGAAGAGGACGAGGCAGAGGAGGAGAAGACAUACCCCGACCGCACGUCACAGGCAGACUCCCAGGGCACCCAGUGCCAAUAUGGCUGUGGGCGACAAGCCGGGAAGAUGUCAGAGGCCUCAGCCCCCCAGGUGCCCCCCAAGGGGGAGGAGGAGGAAGUGGGCUUGGAGCUGAUGUUGUCCCCCAGCAUCCUGAAGGCCCUGGAAGGGGUGCAGUACAUCGCAGACCACCUGCGAGCUGAGGAUGCUGACUUCUCGGUGAAGGAGGACUGGAAGUACGUGGCCAUGGUGAUAGACCGCAUCUUCCUCUGGAUGUUCAUCAUUGUCUGCUUGCUGGGCACCGUGGGGCUCUUCCUCCCACCCUAUCUAGCAGGGAUGAUCUAGGGGCCAGGCUGGGCUGUGGUGGGGAUGGCAGGAGAUACACGUUCCCUCCUCCUGGGGAGUGGCCCACAUCCAGCUGGACCCUUGCUGCUCCUUAGGAGGACAUGGUGGCAACCAUGGAAGACCCUCAGAUAGGAAAUGCAAGAUGAAACCAAGGCUGUGCUGAGGAGGGGUGACCUGGGGAGGGAGAGCUGCCUGCCAUCCUGCCCGGGGCAGUCACAGCCGUUGAGGA
Apus apus (common swift) is the source of this 2182-nucleotide messenger RNA. It is a transcript of the gene CHRNA2, whose product is annotated as cholinergic receptor nicotinic alpha 2 subunit. The record is from RefSeq and is a predicted model, not a curated record. Gene Ontology annotation, cellular component: synapse; neuron projection; postsynaptic membrane. The transcript is spliced from 6 exons. Gene Ontology annotation, biological process: chemical synaptic transmission; signal transduction; nervous system process. Gene Ontology annotation, molecular function: acetylcholine-gated monoatomic cation-selective channel activity; transmembrane signaling receptor activity. Lineage: Eukaryota; Metazoa; Chordata; Aves; Apodiformes; Apodidae. Bases 1 to 1953 code for a protein of 650 amino acids.